Molecule: messenger RNA, 6110 nt
Organism: Lingula anatina
Lineage: Eukaryota; Metazoa; Brachiopoda; Lingulata; Lingulida; Lingulidae
Product: ATP-binding cassette sub-family G member 4
Biological process (GO): transmembrane transport
Cellular component (GO): plasma membrane
Molecular function (GO): ATP hydrolysis activity; ABC-type transporter activity; ATP binding
Source: RefSeq, a predicted model, not a curated record
UUAUGGCCACAAUUUCCACACGAAGCAGACUGGCAGUACACAAAGCAACAAUAAUAUAUAUUAAUACAAGGACAAUGGUUCAAGGUUUUGGAAUUGGAUUCCAAGACAAGUAACUUCGCUACAGCUUGAACUGCAACUAGGAUAAAAUAUUUAUUAUUCAGCAAGAUUGAUUCAAGCUUCUACCGCACGGAGUUUAGAUUUAUUUGCCACGAUGAAGUGACAGACACGGCAGCUGAGAGUCCAGCCAAGGCGGGAUGUUUAGUCUAAAUCUACUACAUAUAUGUACCCAGGCAUCAACUAAACGUCAGGAGGUAAGGCUGAUGCUUCCAUGUAUCCUAGCUAGUGGAUUAUAAAGCUGGCUAUCUUUGAUAGGAUAUGAUCAGGAAUUGCUCCUAGCCUUUGAUGUAGAUUAGCAUGCUACGGAAGCAUAUAUGAGAAUAACUUAUUUGGGACUAAAGCCAUACUUAAAGACAGAGCUGAGAAGGAUAGAAAAAGGCCACUGUUAUUGAUGAAAUUUUGCUAAUUACAAGGAAGCAACUGGAUAUUUAUCAUAUUCUUUUCUCUGCUUAAGUGUGCACCAUUGGAUUAAUUCCUGUUAAUGAAGAGCAUGUUGUUGCAUAUGUACUCAGUGCAAUAUAAUUUAACAUCUGUUGUAAAAUAUCAGCUCUGUUAAGACAUAUUUUUGAAACCAGAGGAAAAAUAAGAAAUUAAAUGUCAAAUUGAAAAUUACUGAACUACAGUAACACAACAAGAGCAACAUGGCAGAUUUGAUGUCAGUUCAAGUUCACGUCCCUGCGGUUAUGGAGUUUGAAGACACCAUUUCUCAGCUAGAUGACCAGAGCAGGGUGGGGAAUAGUUCUGUCAAUUCAGCAGAUUAUAGACUGAUGAAAAAAGUGGAAAACUCCAAGGCCAUAGCUCUGAUGAAAAAGAAACCAGUGGAUAUCGAAUUCAAAGACCUUCAGUACUCUGUCAGUGAAGGAAGGAACAAAGGUUACAAAACUAUACUGAAAUGUAUAUCUGGAAAAUUCAAGGCUGGGAACUUGACAGCAGUGAUGGGGCCUUCAGGGGCUGGAAAGUCUUCUUUACUGAAUAUCCUGGCGGGUUACAGGACAAAAUCUGUCACUGGAGAAAUUCUAGUCAAUGGUAAGCCGAGGGUCCUGCGCAAUUUCCGCAAGAUGUCGUGUUACAUCAUGCAGGAUGAUCACCUCUUGCCACAUCUCAGCGUUGAGGAGUCCAUGAUGUGCAGUGCCAAUCUCAAACUAACAGAGAAAAUGACAGUAGCAGAGAAGAAACAAAAGGUGGACGACAUUUUAGAGACCUUGGGCCUGAUAGACAGUAAGAAGACGCGAGUCACUAACCUCUCUGGUGGACAGAGGAAGCGGCUGUCCAUAGCCCUGGAGCUGGUCAACAACCCUCCCAUCAUGUACUUUGAUGAGCCCACAAGUGGCCUGGAUAGUGCCUCCUGCUUUCAGUGUAUUUCCUUACUGAAGUUUCUGGCUCAAGUUGGCCAUACCAUUAUCUGCACUGUCCACCAGCCCAGUGCUAAACUAUUUGAAAUGUUUGACCAGCUCUAUCUACUGGCGGAUGGGCAGUGUAUAUACCGUGGCAAUGUACCAGGACUGGUGCCAUAUCUCAGAGCCCAGACGCUGGUGUGUCCACAGUUUCACAACCCAGCAGAUUUCGUAAUGGAGGUUGCCUGUGGAGAAUAUGGAGACAGGGUCCCUGGGCUCGUUGUGGCCACAAAAAAUGGUGAAUGUGAACGGUUCCAGAAUCCUGAUGACCUCACUAAAAUGACCGAUGACCACACCAUCAAACAGAUCAGUGACAAGAUAGCCUCGGUUGGUGAGGACGAAGAUGACUUGAAGUGCACGGAGACCACAGGCAUGACAGGCAACAAUGGUGCUAUCAUCAUCAAUGGCAAUGGCUGCCCGGAUGCCUACCUGCCCCGAAAUGGCUGCUGCGGGCAGAAACAGGAGGACAGUAGCUCUGAUGAGGAACUUGGCCCUGGUGAACGCCACACAUUUGCCACCAGUUCCUUCACCCAGUUUCGCAUUCUCUUCAUCAGAACUUUCAUGUCCAUAAUGAGAGACACAACCCUAACCCGUCUACGCCUUCUGUCCCAUCUCACCGUUGGCAUUCUGAUUGGUCUCCUGUAUCUAGGGAUUGGCAAUGAGGCCAGUAAAGUGUUCAACAACGCUGGCUGCCUGUUCUUUUGUAUGCUGUUCUUGAUGUUCACAGCUCUGAUGCCAACAGUUUUAACAUUCCCUAUGGAGAUGGCUGUAUUUGUAAGAGAACAUCUCAACUACUGGUACAGUCUGAAAGCUUACUACUGGGCUAAAACUAUGGCUGAUAUGCCUUUUCAGAUCAUAUUCCCCCUGGUCUAUGGCAGUAUAGUAUACUGGAUGACCAACCAGCCCAAUGACUUUGUGCGUUUUGUGAUGUUCUUGACGUUAUCUACACAGACGGCAUUGGUGGCGCAAUCUACAGGACUGUUGAUUGGGGCAGCCACGUCUUUACAGGUUGCAGUUUUUCUAGGACCAAUCACAGCAAUCCCUAUACUACUGUUUAGCGGAUUUUUUGUCAACUUUGACACAAUACCAAAAUAUUUACAGUGGCUGUCUUAUUCCUCCUAUAUACGUUACUCCUUUGAAGGUGUCCUGCAUGCAGUGUAUGGGUUUGACAGAGAGAAACUAGACUGUGAUAAAGAGAUGUGUUUUCUGGACAAACCAGCAGACAUUCUGAAAGAGAUGGACGUCGAGGAUGCCAAGUUUUGGAUUGAUUUUGUUGUGCUUUGUGUUUUCUUUGUGAUUUUGAGGGUGCUGUGCUACUUGGUACUUAUGUGGAAAGUGAAAGCCCAACGCUGACAUGACAAGCCUUUAGUGUCAGAGUCCUCACCCACAAAAUUCUAUUUAGAAAUAUAAAAAAUAUAUUCAAGGUACUGUAUUGGCCACAUUAAGCUCUGGCACCAUGUAUGUGAAAUAUUAAUAUGGAGCAUUUACACAAAGAGCACAAUAUUGAAAAGAUAAUAAGAACUUGUGUCAGAAGUUGGUCAUUGCAGCGGAAAGAAUGCCUGUAUCUGCAUCCAAGAUGAUGAUGAUGAUGUGAAGAUGAUGCAGGUUUCAUGGUACCCCUUGGCUUUUUGGGUGCCAUCCCCAGGAAAUCUGAGGAUCUGCAGUGGUGAUCAUUUGCUACAGAUUGCACCAUAUAUGGGGUAUUAUUUUUUGUGUAUGUGGCAUUCAUAUUGAAUUUCAGAAACAGCUGGUAAAAGGGGCUUGUUCAGAAAAGUCUGAUUAUCUAGGAUGUGACUGGUCAGGAACUUACUUGAAAGUCACUUUUGCGACAAGAAGUGUAGAGCAAGUGAUUUGAUUAUCGAAUAGAAGUUCCAAGGGUAUCAGCCCAGAUGAAAUACGUACUUUCAGCUUGGAUGACUGGAAAAGCCCUAGAGACAUUACUCACAAUUAAAAAAGUCACAAUAUAUCUUGUGAACUACAAAACUAGUGGCUGACAUAUUUAAAUGGGCAAUGGUAGAAUUACUAUUACGACAAUCAUAAUUUGCUCUAGGAUUUUGGUUGGAAGACUGAAAAAAAUGGAGGAAAGCAACCUUUAUGGUUCUACGUAAAGUGCAACUUAGGUUAUCAUUUCAAGCCAUUUCAUGAAACCAAUGAAACAGCUGACAACAUUCUGGUUUACCCACAAUUGGUAUCAUCUCAUGCAGCUGAUUUUAUCAAAAUGACAGAUAUUUUGAAAAAAAUGAAAAAAUACCAUUACAUAUUGGAAGAGUGGAUCUUAUCCCAAUGACUACUGUGUUAAUUAAGAUGGCAGUUCAAAUGAAAUCAAAAGGUGGAGUAUUAAGAGGAACUUGUGUAUUAAUUUUUGGAGUGCAGAUAAAAAGAAAGUCCCGUAGUCAUACAGAGUACAGUUUGGGAGCCAUUUUAGAAAUAAGUUAUCUCUUUAUAGACUAUUAUAUAUAAGUUAAUAUAGAACAGUAUAAUUGAAAAGUAUCAUAAACACAAUAGCACAUUGUGGCACAAAUUUUAAAAUAAGGUACAUACACUAUUUAAUCUAAUUAUGUACAGGUAAGAGUGAAAAGAAUUAUCUAAAUGCUGUUUUAAGGACAUGCAUCACCUUAAAGAGAUUGUGUCGGAGUAUGCACAGGAGGUCCCACUUGUACCUUGCUGGCAAUGAACAUGAAUGGGCAGAUUUUAUUGUAAAAGGGAUGGUUUUUGUACGUAAAUGACAGGUGAUUGACCCCUGGUUCACCCCACCCCCAGCCUUCAAAAUAAGUGCAAGUAACAUACCAGAAGAUAUGUCGUAACUUCGUGGAUCAUAAUUUGAUUGAUAAUCAAUUCAGUGUGAUAUAUAUACAAAACUAAAAAAAAAAAAGAUGCAGGGAGGAAAGGAGUUUAUAAAUGGAAGUAAUAUUUAGUUGAAGUUUGAUGAAAUAUUUUCCUGAACAAGAAGUGAUAAGCUUAGAGGAUUGCCAUGACAAACAACUGAGAAGUGAAGAUAAAGAAGCACUGUGAAAAUAAUUAGGACUUAUUGUCUGGAAAGGUUUGAAGUGGUAUUGUGAAAGGAUUUAAUGUUGAUUUUUAAUUAGACAUAUUUAUUGUAAAAGGACUUUAAUUAAUUUGGUGAAAAGUGAAGAAGAGGGUUUUGUUCUUUCGUUAUAGUUUGAUUUGUGAAAUGUAAGGUGCUAAAAUUUACAUUUAGUGUGUGAAGGUUACAUGUUUCUUUUUUCUGAAUUUUUUCUGCUGGAGCUUGGAAAUUUUACAUAUAGUAACUCAUGGGCGAGUAAAAGAUUUUGCUAGGGAAAAUGAGUGCAUGUGUAAAGGUGCACAGAUAGAGAAUUAGUCAUGGCCUAUGGUAGGUAAGGGAGCAGUUUUAAACCUAAUUUAUUUGGAAACGUGUAUUGGCCAACCCAUGCUUGAUUCAGUUUGUUAGUGAUAAUUUGCAGUUUCAGUUGUCACUGAAAACUUGUUUGAAAACUGAAUGAGAAUUUUGUAGGUCACCAAGUUGGUGUAGAGUAUAUAUUUAUUGGCUUCAUAUUUAAGCAACUUAUCAAUGCAACUUUGAAAGGUAUAUUAAAGAGGGCUGUAUGUCCCUAAAAUCCUAUUAAUUAAAAGACCAUAGCAUUUCUGCCAGGUUCAAGAUAUACACAUCUGAAAUCGAUGUCUUUUUCCCCCUUGGAUUAAUGAGGAGUAGGAUCUUGCCUACUAUCAGUGCACGCCCCAAUAAAUGCAGUGUAACACUUAUUUACUUUACAGAUGUGUUGUUUAUCAAUAGCAGUAUGAAAGUGAAACGUGAUAUUUACUAGUUGGUGUAAACCCAUUUUAGUACAUAAUUAUUAAGGUCAGGUUCUUAUAAUUAUCCGUUUCUUAUAACUUACAAUUACUGCUAGCUCAUUUUCACAACACUUCACCAUGUAAAAAAAAAAAAAGGUUUUUAUUGUAGAAGUAAUGACAACAUUUCUGUCAUUCCUUUCCUGGGUUUCAAAUCAAUAGCAGUGUUACACUCGUCUGCUGUAUUUUGUAGUGGUCACUUUAAUAUAUCUCAUUCAAAAAGUUUAAUUCCUGAAUACAAUCACUUUCCAUCUUUAGUGCAUUAAAAUCAUUUUAUCUUUAGUUUUUAUUGCAUUAGAGCAAUUCUACUACACACUAUUUGUUAUUGUAUAUGUUAGUCAUCCAAGGAAGAUGUUCUGGGUCAGUUUUGUUAUUGGUCAUCCAGAGACCAGUACAGAGGUCCUGUAUUCACACAUAAUGGUUACAAACGCAUGAUGGGUAUCUUCAAUACUUGAUGGACCUUAACUGGUAUGUUAAUUGAGCAAAUUUUAAAAAAUUGAUUGCAAUGGUUGUAGAUCUAUAGGUAAAAUGUUCACACAGCAGUGUACAGUCCUGUAAGUGCAGUAGUAGAUACAGCUUGUGGACGCUACCUGUUGUGUUAUCGUACCUUCAAAGUGAACCACUUUUUGUGGAAAUAUUUGAAAACAUGACAUCCAAACUCUGUGACAGGCUGUUUUUCAGCAGACCGAUUUUUUUCUCAUCUCACACUAGAAUCCUCUUCUUGCCAAUAUUUUUAUUUCAUUUCAGUCUUCUUUCUUUUUGUUUGUUAUG